UCGCCAUAUUGUUGUUGUAAAGUGUGGAUAUUGAUGAAUGACACAUGAUUUUGUUCACAAAGUAAUAUACGUGUAAAAAUUACAGUUCGAAGCGUCGUCCCAUAACGAUAUAUCUGUAAAGUCGUACUUACUAUAUUCGAUCGGAAUGACAGUUACGCAUUAAUGAUAUAGAUUUAAUCUGGGCAUUAAAAGUGUUAUUAAAAUUUGUGCUUUUAAAAGUUUUAUACUGUAGUCUGUAGUAUAAGUUAUAAAGUAGCAACAGAACACUAAUGUUUCUGUUGUUACAGAAGUAGCCCGUGUUAUUCUGUAGACCCUAAUAAAUAGUUGUAUUAGCGAUAUUAUACUUAUGCUAUCAGUAUUAGUGUAACCUAGCUGAACAAUAUUGAUAUGACAAAGGUUAGGCCUAGUUCAUAAUACUAAUAGUAAUAUUCUGAUAAAAGCAAAAGUAAUACUUAUCUUGCGAGGAGUCUGUAUCAUGUAUGAUACAAACAUCAUGUAACUGUAACUUGCGGCAAAUGUAACAAGAGACACAGUGAAACAUUGGCAAGUCGUUGGACAUAAAUUAGUGAAACUAUUAAUAAAUGUAAUUUAAUAUAGUGUGUUAUCAUUACUUAUAUUAUUAAUUACUUAGUGUUCAAGUGUUAGCGCAACCGAGUUAAAAUUAUUUAGUUAAGGUGUGAAGGAAGACUUCAAAAGCUUAGGCCUAAUGUAGACAGAACUUUCAGAAGCUGUUUAUGUUUGAAGUAUUGUGCCUGCUUUAAACCAGUGUAUCAAGCUUUUUUUUUUUUCUGAUGUACCAGAACAUGUAAGAAGUCAUGUGCUAGUGGAAGUGGGAACAUUUUAUUGAGUGAUCAGGUCCUCUAGUCCACAAGUUCUAAGUUUCAGUUUUGCUGAAGAUUGCUUACAAUUUCAUGAUGAGAAGAUAGCAAGAAAGAAGAAUUUUUCCAGUUUCAGUUUUAACUCUGAAGAAAUCAUUCCUUCUGCAUUCCUUGACAGUACCUUAAAAAGUUUACUAAAUUCCUGAUGUAGGACUCGGCACUCUUCUUUUUGUUUGAUCAUCAUAGCUUAUUCUUUUGCAAGCUUGCUGUUCAGUAGAUUCAGAUCUUGAAGGAUAGUGUUGAGGAGUACGAGAGUCAGUUUUUGUCCAAAAAGGUUUACUACUGUAAUCUCAGGAGUGCCUACCAUGGUCAUCCUGGGGCAGGUCAACUGAUGGCAAGUAACAACGCCCCUACUCAUGACUUUGCGCCAGCGUGGCUGAAGAUACCAUCAUAUGAAACUACUAGACCCCUUGGCAGUGAUAACGAACGUGAAGGACACAUCAGUAGACGAGAAGAACACCGAGCAUUGUACGGAAGACAUCUUAGGGGUGGUGAUCAUUUUAGACAUAACACUGGCAGAGAAAGAGAAGGCAAAAGAAAGUCAUAUUAUCCUCCUCAUCAUCAUCCGGUAGACAGUGAUGAUGAUUCUCAGAACUUUUAUAACACACGACAGUUUGGCGCUGGCAGCUCUGUAGCACAACCUGCUCAUUCUCAAUCAUCAGUUUUUCGCCGUCCUCACAGUAGGCAUGAUUUCAGAGAUCCUUCAUACCAUUCCAAGUAUGGAUUUUCACAUCAUGGGGAAUCUGGUAAAGGAUGUGGAAAUGUUCAAACCAAAAGCAAACAGGUGGUCGUUUCAUCAGGACCAAGUACUGAGUCAAUAAGCGGAAAGGAAAAGGAGUGUCUGGCAAAAACUUUCAUCAAGAAUUUCCAUCAUUACAUGGAGAAACAUCUGAUAGUUUACCCAGCCAGUUGCCACAAGUGAAUGGUGGGGUUUGGAAAAAUCCAAGGAAUGCCAAAGUACAUGGAACAGUUAUCAGUAGGAAGAUUCAUCUGGUGCAAAGAUCUGUGAAAACUGACUUGGGAUCGGAAGUACAAGGCAAGACCUCAUCUGGAGUCAUCACUUCUCUGAGUGACAUUGUAAAUAGUCCCAAGCCAAGUUCUCAUGCUGCUAUUGUGAGUCAAGGUAGUAAAACCAGUGAUUUGAGUCAAGCAAGGUACUCACUCUACAAGGCUCUUGUUCCUGCUAAGCAAAGUUCACAGAUGAAGAAACCAAUUGGAGAAGGUGUGAUACUGUCAUCAAAAGAAACAAUGACCAAUGGAUUUGGAAUUACCAGACUGAACAGUGCCACAGCUUCUCAGCCAUUGUCAAGCUCCUCAAGUCGAUCUAAAUCCAUCCCAACUCCUCCACCACACAUGGAAAUCCUCAUCAAGAAUCCUAAAGCACGAGGAAACAAAAGUGAUUUUCUGAAGGGCCUACAGAGUGAAAUUAAUGAAUUAGAUCAAAAAGAUGAUAAUUACCAGAAAAGACUCGGUGGAAGUAAGACUGAUGAGAAUGAACUCUCACAGCUUAAUGAUGACAUUGACAGAGAACAUUGUGUGAAUGGAAUUAAUAUUGAAAAGAUUUCAAUCAAAGAUGAAGAAGAAUCUGAAGAUACCAAUAUGCUUUCAAGUUCCCUUGAAGCUGAAGAAAGACUUCUUCGAGAAAUGGGUUGGAAAGAAGAGUGUUUAGAUGAUGAUGAUUAUGCACCUCUUACAGAAGAAGAACUGCAAGAGUUUCACAACUUAACGCAGAAGCUUCAAGUCAAUGAGCGGAAGAAUGGAAUUCAGAGAAACUUUCAUCUAAGUUGGAGCCCUAAGCAUAUUUCUCCACUUGCAAAUGUUCUUCCUGUCAAUACAAACUGGUCCAGCUCAUCAGACACAGAUUCAGACUGAUCUUGUUUCUUGUGGUACUGCAUCUAUGGUGUAUUAAGUCUUUGCUUAUGUUUUUGUUUCCCUCUUUUUUCAAGGUGUGUAUAGAAAGGGGACAACAGUCUUUCAUUGUGAUACUUCUGUCAGAAGUGUAUGUGCUCGUUUUGCAGCAAAAUUCCAGUUGUAAGGCUUAGCAGAUAAAAAUAACGCUUACUUAAGUUUCACUGUUCUACUCCUUAUAAACUGUUAAUUCCUGUUUUUAAAGUCUUUUAAAGUUGUUUCUUGUACAUGAAGAGUUGAAAAAAUCUUAAGAUGACAAAUGUAAAAUAAAAGUUUUUUGAUACAUAUCGUUUGCCAAGAGUCAAAACAAUGACAAGGGACAUUGUAAUUAUGGUAUGCAAUGACUAAUUUAUGUAUAUAAGAUAAUGCAUAAUGGAAAAUAUUGUCACAGUGUAUGAAGCUACACACAUAGCCAUUCUCCCAAUCAGUCUGUGAAGCAUACUUUUGACAGAUAGUAUUCAUCCAAGUGUUUCUGGCCAUUAUCCACUAUCCCACAGCCAAAUAUCACUUGAAAAUCUUACUUCAGUGUUGACAAAAAGAAAAUACUUUCAUGUCUUUGUAACACUGUAUGAAAGAGAUUUGAUAAAACAGAACAUUUCUUACCCACAAGAGACUUCUUUUGUUCGUUUUGGUUUUUGUCUCUGUAGCCUGGUCAAUAAUAAUAAUAAAAAAAGGAGCAUGAUUUUGCUAUUAUGAUAUGA
This is a messenger RNA of Limulus polyphemus (Atlantic horseshoe crab), 3487 nucleotides long. RefSeq names its product vasculin-like. The transcript is spliced from 16 exons. The record is from RefSeq and is a predicted model, not a curated record. The coding region runs from base 2079 to 2750 and encodes 223 amino acids. NCBI's taxonomy places the organism in Eukaryota, Metazoa, Arthropoda, Merostomata, Xiphosura, Limulidae. Gene Ontology annotation, molecular function: DNA binding; RNA binding. Gene Ontology annotation, biological process: positive regulation of DNA-templated transcription; DNA-templated transcription. Gene Ontology annotation, cellular component: nucleus.